CCCGCCUCCUGGCCCGGAAGUGCGCACGCGCACCGGCAAGAUGGAGGCUGCGGCGGAGCCGCUGCGGUCUGUCCGCCGUCUGUCCCGCGUGCUGCUCUUCCUCUCCCAGUGCUACAUUCUGUCGGGCGAUGGAUCCUUAAAUUUAGAGCAUUCGCAGCCGCUGGCUCAGUCAAUAAAGGAUCCGGGCCCAACACGCACAUUCACAGUAGUCCCCAGGGCAGCAGAAAGUACUGAAAUCCCCCCUUACAUGAUGAAGUGUCCAAGCAAUGGUUUGUGUAGCCGCCUUCCUGCAGACUGUAUAGACUGUGCGACCAAUUUCUCCUGUACUUAUGGGAAGCCUGUCACUUUUGACUGUACAGUGAAACCUUCUGUUACCUGCGUUGAUCAAGACCUCAAACCCCAGAGGAACUUCAUCAUCAACAUGACUUGCAGGUUUUGCUGGCAGCUUCCCGAAACAGACUAUGAGUGUACCAACUCCACCAGCUGCAUGACAGUGGCCUGUCCUCGGCAGCGCUAUUUCGCCAACUGCACAGUGCGAGACCACAUUCAUUGCUUGGGUAACCGCACUUUCCCAAAACUGCUCUACUGCAACUGGACCGGAGGCUAUAAGUGGUCAACUGCUCUGGCUCUGAGCAUCACCCUUGGGGGAUUUGGAGCAGAUCGCUUCUACCUGGGCCAGUGGCGAGAAGGCCUCGGCAAGCUCUUCAGCUUCGGUGGCCUGGGAAUAUGGACGCUAAUCGACGUCUUGCUGAUUGGAGUUGGCUAUGUAGGACCGGCGGAUGGCUCUUUGUACAUUUAACUGUGAUUAUGUGCUUCAGAGAGCAGCGUGUAGAACAAAUCCUUCGUGUGGAGAUGGAUGUGGUGUGAGAGGAGUAUUUAUGUUUUUAAUGUACAGCAUCUGUACUUGGCUUGCCUUGAUGAAGGUAAAAUAAAGAAAUGGAACACUGAAUCACAA
Peromyscus maniculatus bairdii (prairie deer mouse) is the source of this 955-nucleotide messenger RNA. RefSeq names its product TM2 domain containing 3 (gene Tm2d3). The record is from RefSeq and is a predicted model, not a curated record. NCBI's taxonomy places the organism in Eukaryota, Metazoa, Chordata, Mammalia, Rodentia, Cricetidae.